AUUUCUACAUUUCGGACGAUUUAUUGGAUGUGACACUAUAUAGGUGCUUUAGUCUCUUUCCAACAUUUUUACGCCGGUGACCUUCGUCUUGCCUCCUCGCCUUCUCGGUCUCUGAACCCAUUCUCACGACUUUGGAUUCCCCAAGUGAUAUCACCCCGCUUCAGGGGACCAACAGCCCGUUGCACGGACGGACCGACCAUCAGCCUUGGACAUCCUAUGUCGCUGUGUCCUUGUCCUUCCUACGUUCCCCUUCCCCUCACUUUAUAUCCACUUAUUGGGGGUUAGAACCAUGAGCUUCUUCCGCGAGAAACCGUCCCCCUCCGGGGGCGGUUCUAAACAACCUAAUGCGCCGCCAGAGAAACAGCAACUGAAUGCUCAAAACUUCCAGGAAGGUCUCGAGUUGCUAGAUGCCAAACUCGACGAAUCGGAACUCUUGCGCGUCGUCGCGCCCAUUAGGAUUAUAUGUACUGGUGGAUUUCUCGCAGUCAGCUAUCUUAAGAGCCGAGUGUCCACAGUCGAUUUGGAUUAUUGCCUUGACCCAGAGCUCUACGACAAUGAGGACGUCAAAGAGGACAUCCGCAUCGCCGCCGAAUCCGUGGCAAUCCAACUUACUUACCCAGACGAUUGGUUUAACGAUGAAAUGACUAUAUUCACAAAACGUUCAACCCGACCAAAACUAUUCCAGGAGUCGUUAGAUCAGGGCGUAGUAUUAUGGCAGGGAAAGAGGCUGAUCAUUUAUGCUAUAAAGUUUGAGUGGGCAUUGGAGACGAAGCUCAGACGUUUGUCCUACGCUUCGGCUCCACGAAACUACAGUAUUGAUAUGAGUGAUGCUGUGGCUAUUCUCAAUGUGCUGGUAGAGCGGAAUGGUGGCCAGCCGCUAGACCGCGAGUUUAUCAGGGGGUUGAACUGGAAUGGCUUUGACGUACUGCCAACUGAGGGCACUUUAGAUGCGAUAGCUCGCACAUACCAACAAACGUACAACAAGGAUGGGCUCAACAGGGAGUAGUGUUGGAUACUCAAUUAGAUCCUAUCUACUUCAAAGCUCUAAGCGCUCGUAUAGCUUCGAUGUUGUCAGACCGUCCGUAGAUCCCCCUCGAAAGCAAUGAUAUUCCUCGCUGCGAAUCGCGGUCCCGUCCCACCUUCUGCAAUAAUAAGCUCAUCCUCCAGCGCUGGUACUCCCCCAGCCCAUGCUGGCAUAACCUCUGGCACAAAUGGCGCCGGUGUCCCAUCGUCCUCCCUCUCAACCCACCGCUUGCCGCCUCUCCUCAGCCCCAACUCAAGCCUCCAAUUAAACGCAUCCACCAUCGCCUCCAUCAACGAAGCAAGUACCGCAUACCUCACGGGAUCCGGGUCCCUCGGGUCCGGGAUUCCCUCCAACGCCCAGUGCGCCUCAGGGCGACGCCAGAAAUACUGCGUCUCCGAGCCUAUGGCAGGUCCAUCGCGCGCGCACAUCGCUUCAUAGAUGCGGUAGAACGAUGCAAUCGGCGAGUCACGCGCGCGGAACAGUGGCACGAGCCGGAUCUGCGGGAUGAGCGGGUUGCGGGUAUCGAAGAGCGUGUGGUCGUGGGUGAAAGCCUGGGGGCGAGGCAGG
Messenger RNA from Pseudogymnoascus verrucosus, 1591 nucleotides. RefSeq lists its product as uncharacterized. Bases 290 to 1006 code for a protein of 238 amino acids. Lineage: Eukaryota; Fungi; Ascomycota; Leotiomycetes; Thelebolales; Thelebolaceae. The transcript has 2 exons. The record is from RefSeq and is a predicted model, not a curated record.